UGCAAAAGUAUUGCGUGCCAUUAUUUUGGUACUGUAGCCAAGCAGACCACUGAAUGGCUCGAGACAGCAUCUCAUUCUUUAUUUGUAUGUUCCCAGCAGAAAGAGCUCACGUCAAAGAAAAGAGAUGAGUUUGAAGAUAUCUUGGAGGAAAGAAGAUUGUCCAGUGACUUGAGAUAUGCGAUGAAAUGUUAUACUCCUGUGAUCUACAAGGGACUUUCACCUUGCAAGCCAAACGAUAUUAAAAGUGCUGUUCUCCAGUCAGAGCAAGUUCAGUAUGUUAUCAAGCAGUUAGCAAAAGAGGUGGGAGAGUCACCUGAUAUUAUUCAAGAAGAAGCCACGGAAAUCCUGGAUGAGAUGGGCCACAGUAUGCAAUUAGGAGCUGUCAGAUUUUUUGCUUUUACUCUGAGUAAAAUAUUUAAACGGCUUUUCCAGAGAGUUUGUGUGAAUGAAGAAGGAAUGCAGAGAUUGCAACAUGCCAUUCAGGAGCAUCCAGUUGUACUGCUGCCCAGUCACCGAAGCUAUGUAGACUUUUUGAUGCUGUCUUAUUUGCUAUAUACAUAUGACUUGGCUUUGCCUGUCAUUGCUGCAGGAAUAGAUUUCCUAGGAAUGAAAAUAGUUGGUGAGCUGCUACGAAGGGCAGGUGCCUUUUUUAUGCGACGUUCCUUCGGUGGGAACAGACUCUACUGGGCAGUGUUUGCUGAAUAUGUAAAAACAAUGUUAAGGAGUGGCUAUGCCCCAAUUGAAUUUUUUCUUGAAGGGACUAGAAGCCGCACUGCCAAGACUCUGACUCCAAAGUUUGGUCUUCUCAGCAUUGUGAUGGAACCAUUUUUUAAACGUGAAGUCUUUGACACAUACCUUGUUCCCAUCAGCAUCAGCUACGAGAGGAUAUUAGAAGAAUCUCUCUAUGCAUAUGAACUCCUAGGAGUCCCAAAGCCCAAAGAAUCUACAUCUGGGUUGUUAAAAGCCAGAAGAAUCCUCAGUGACAAUUUUGGUACCAUACACAUCUACGUUGGCCAGCCGGUAUCACUUAGAACCUUGGCAUCUGGGAGAAUCAGUCGGUGCCCAUACAAUUUGGUUCCCAGGCACCUUCCCCAAAAGCCAUCUGAGGAUAUCCAAGAAUUUGUCAGUGACGUAGCUUAUAAAAUGGAGCUCCUGCAAAUAGAAAACAUGGUUUUGAGCCCAUGGGUGCUAGUUGCUGCUGUCCUGCUCCAGAAUUUGCCAGCCAUGGAUUUUGAACUUCUGUUAGAAAAGACCCUGUGGCUUAAAGGCUUAACACAGAUUUUUGGAGGAUUCAUUGAAUGGCCUGAUAACCUGUGUGCCAAAAAGGCAGUUCUGUCUGGCCUCACCCUGCAUUCCAACAUCGCUCACCUUGUUGAUGGCCAGGUGGUCCUAAAUGACAGAGUGGAAGAUGGAGCCAUAGGGGAAAUUGUCUUUAAGCGCGCUCUGGCCAUCCUCAUGUGUGCCACCUACAGAAACCAGCUGCUGAAUGUGUUUGUGCGUCCAUCUCUGGUGGCAGUUGCCUUGCAGAUGACACACAGCUUCAGAAAAGAGGAAGUCUAUAGCUGCUUCAGCUUCUUGAGAGAUGUGUUUUCUGAUGAGUUCAUCUUCUUUCCUGGCAUUUCAUUGAAGGAUUUUGAGGAAGGAUGUUUUCUACUCACAAAAUGCGAUGCCAUUCAAACAAGUCAACAGGAAAUCUACCCUACCGACAAAGGAAGUGUUAUAGUGUCUUUCUUGUCAGCUGUGUUCAGACCUUUUGUGGAAGGUUAUCAGUUAAUUUUCAGAUACCUCUCAAAGGAAACAAGAGAAGCCUUUACUGAGAAGCAGUUUAUACCUGGAGUCCGCAACUUUGUUUUUCAACUUCUUGAGAAGGGAAAUACGCAGUGUUAUGAAGCGCUGUCUUCUGACAUGCAGAAAAAUGCCUUAGCAGCUCUUGUGCAACUAGGUGCAGUGAAGAAGAAGAAAAUGUCCAAUGGAUUCACUUACAACGUAAAUCAAGAGGCUGUUAAUAAAAUCCUGGACAUGUUUGACGCUAGGGUACCUGUACAGAAACCUGUGGCUGCACGACUCUAA
Messenger RNA from Pelecanus crispus (Dalmatian pelican), 2070 nucleotides. NCBI's taxonomy places the organism in Eukaryota, Metazoa, Chordata, Aves, Pelecaniformes, Pelecanidae. The record is from RefSeq and is a predicted model, not a curated record.